Molecule: messenger RNA, 2910 nt
Organism: Acanthosepion pharaonis
Lineage: Eukaryota; Metazoa; Mollusca; Cephalopoda; Sepiida; Sepiidae
Source: the annotation of a GenBank genome assembly
AUGCAUGGCUGCCUGGAAGCUCCCGCCUCGUGUUCGGGUCUGUCUGGAAGCUCCUUCUUAGCCCCUUUUAUGGACCACUUGCGAGGUCCCUUCAAAUCCCGCAUCCUUCUUCUUUUCUUCCUUCCUUCCUUCCUUCUUUUCUUUCUUCCUUCCCUCCCUCCUUCCUUCCUUCUUUUCUUUCUUCCUUCCCUCCUUCCUUCCUUCCUUCCUUCCUUCCUUUCUUCCUUCCUUCUUUUCUUCCUUCCUUCUUUUCUUCCUUCCUUCUUUUCUUCCUUCCUUCUUUUCUUUCUUCUUUUCUUUCUUCUUUUCUUUUCUUUCUUCUUUUCUUUUCUUUCUUCUUUUCUUUUCUUUCUUCUUUUCUUUUCUUCCUUCUUUUCUUUUCUUCCUUUUCUUUCUUUUCUUCCUUUUCUUUCUUUUCUUCCUUUUCUUUCUUUUCUUCCUUUUCUUUCUUUUCUUCCUUUUCUUUCUUUUCUUCCUUUUCUUUCUUUUCUUUCUUUUCUUCCUUUUCUUUCUUUUCUUCCUUUUCUUCCUUUUCUUUCUUUUCUUCCUUUUCUUCCUUUUCUUUCUUUUCUUCCUUUUCUUCCUUUUCUUUCUUUCCUUCCUUUCUUCUUUUCUUUCUUUCCUUCCUUUCUUCUUUUCUUUCUUUCCUUCCUUUCUUCUUUUCUUUCUUUCCUUCCUUCCUUCCUUCUUUUCUUUCUUUCCUUCCUUCCUUCUUUUCUUUCUUUCCUUCCUUCCUUCUUUUCUUUCUUUCCUUCCUUUCUUCUCUUUUCUUUUCUUCCUUCUUUUCUUUUCUUUCUUUUCUUUUCUUCCUUUUCUUUUCUUUCUUCCUUCUUUUCUUUCUUCCUUCUUUUCUUUCUUCCUUCUUUUCUUUCUUCCUUCUUUUCUUUCUUUCUUCCUUCUUUUCUUUCUUUCUUCCUUCUUUUCUUUCUUUCUUCCUUCUUUUCUUUCUUUCUUUCUUCUUUUCUUUCUUUCUUUCCUCUUCUUUCUUCUCUCUUCUUUUCUUCUCUUCUUUCUUCUCUCUUCUUUUCUUCUCUUCUUUCUUCUCUCUUCUUUUCUUCUCUUCUUUCUUCUCUCUUCUUUUCUUCUCUUCUUUCUUCUCUCUUCUUUUCUUCUCUUCUUUUCUUUCUUCUGUUCUUCUCUUCUUUCUUCUUUUCUUUUCUUUCUUUUUAUGUGCCAUAUCCAUUCAGGUAUUUGAUCAAUGCCCCUCUGAAUGCCCUCGGAAUAUCAAAGAAUGAGAAAUGUACUUAUAAGGAUGCAAUGAAAGACCGGCGUCGAAUGAGGAAACAGGUUGGUUUGACCAAUCGUUGGCGGCUCCCUGAGCCUCUUGGCAGUGAUAUACUUGGAACAUCACAAGCAUUAAGGGCAGUCAUAACCCCGCUGAAUAUGACCAUGAAAAGAAUUAUAUCAGCAGAAAGUCCACACUUGUCUGUAAAUGUCGAUUCCAACAAACCUUAUUCAUUUCGCCAGAUGACAGAGCAACGCAUAUCAGCUCCCAAUUCAGCUGAAACAAGCAGGUCAAGAAAAGUUUCAAAAAACAGCCCAACUGCCCAAAAUUUAUUUUAUUAUUACACCAAAAAAGCUAAAACAAAAUGUGCUGAUCACAAAUGGACAAAUUAUGAUGUCAUUUUAAAAUGCCUGAACGUUACCUGGGAACUCCAUAGUCAAUUCAUCAUUAAAUCUCCAGUUUUGGCCAAACUUCUCGAGAUUUCAUCAAAUCUCCAAUCUCAAAAUCGUCAACUGAUUAAUUCUUCUUCCACAUCUCUGAAAAAGUCAGCCUCAAAAAUCAGGACCCAACAGAAUGGUCAGCAACAUGAUAGUCCACCAAAGGAAGAGAGGGUAAUCAGUGCUAAGGCAGAUCAAUAUACGGCUGUUGACAUUCGGCAACGGAUAUCUGCUUCCUCUGAUGAAAGCAUGUCCAACAUUUGGAGUCGCUCAUCUGUUUCUUUGACUGGGUCAACAUCAGUGGAAUCAUGCUGUGAGAAACUCACGGUUAUUCAGCUUGAUGUCACAGAUCCUAUGGUCACAAAGAAAGGAUUGGCAAUUGCAUUGGGCAACCUUUACUUUGAAGAAUUAAACAUUGUUCCUUUGGAUAUUCCACAUACUUUGGCAGCGGCACACAUUUUGGAAUCUGAAGAUUUGAAAGAGAGGUGUGCCGAAGCAAUGUGUAAUACGAUAUCCACUGAAACCAUUGCGUUCUUCCACAAAAUAUCAUUGCAGUACAAUUUGGAAGAAAUUUCGAUCUUCUGUGAACGUUGGUUGGAACUCAAUUUAAUUCCUGUCCUUUCCAAGGAAAUCCAGCUUGGUGAUGUAUCCCAAUCCCUGAUUGAAAAAACAGUUUCUUCCCGGAACCUCUUUACUGGAGAUGAGUUUGCUGUCUACCGGACACUUUGUUAUUGGCUCUUCCUACAUUUGAACCCAUGUUGUUAUUCACUCCCAUCCAUAAGUGCUAUCGUUGCUUACUUCAACUGUUUGUGUAAAAAAGUGUCUUUCUUGGAGACAGACGAGGGUGCACCAUUCAUUCAUUUAUUUUGGUCCAUCAGAUUCCAAGGAAUCACAGAUACCAACCACAUCCACAUGAUGAAAGUGAUGAAUCUCAUUCCACAGAGUUGGUUAGUGGAUGUUUUGUGCCAACAUUACAGUGCUGUAAGUAGUUCUAUCACAUCUGUCUUUUCAACUGAGGCUGGGUUUUGUUUUAACUUUCCACAUCUAAAUCAUUCACACAUCUAUCUUCUCUUAAUUCUGUCCCUCAACUGCAGUAGCCUCAUUGUUUUUGUAAUUGAUGCGGCCCUAGCAGAUCAUGACCACAAAUUUAGAAAAUUUCAUUUGGUAAAUUAUUUGAACAAGUGUCUUUGUCUUUGUUAUUGUCAUCAUUGUCUCACAGCAGAUAUGUUGUUAACUUGUAUUUUAUAG